GUUCGGUUCUAUCCAAUACAGUAGUCAGUCUCUCCUCUCGGCUUUGUGAUUUGGUUGUUGCGUUCUGGGCUGCUUCUGCUGCCUCCCAUUCUCUUCAGCCCUCCGAUCGUACCUCCUCCUCCUCCUCCUCCUCUCUCUCUCUCUCUCUCUCUCUCUCUCUCUCUCUCUCUCUCUCUCUUUACUUUUAGAGAGAUAAUUCAUUUCCCUCUCGUGGUGUCUUCGCUCUUUAUAAUAAAAUCAAUCAAUUAUCUUUAUUUUGUUGUUUCCAUCUAAACCCCCCAACCCCAACCCCACAAGAAUGGCUCACGCGUUUUUCCAGACGGCUCAAAUCAUGCCCAUGAACUCCUACGUCGCCCCAAAGCCCAUCCCCAAACUCCACCACAGGCGCCGAGGUUCCGUUAUGAUGACAUCAUCAUCAUCGUCCCCCGCCGAGGUAGACAGUGACGCUGCUGCCUCUCUUUUGCAGCGAUGUUUUGCAGCUCCACCGGCUCCUUCCUCUUCUACCUUCGCUCCCUCUAUGAAGGGCCAAUACGGUUCGCUUUCCUCCGUUACAUUGGAGAAAUCGAAGCUUGAUUUAACGCAAAAGCAAACUAUGUCUAGCCCUGAGGUUUACGUUGGGGGAGGUGGUGGAGGUAUUGGAAAGAAAAUCAAUCAUGGUGGUGGUGAUGGAGGCGAUGAUGAUGGCGAUGAUGAUGAUUACUUUGAUGACUUUGAUGACGGUGAUGAGGGAGAUGAGGGUGGCUUGUUUAGGAGACGGAUACUUCUUGAAGAGCUAUUUGACCGCAAAUUUGUGGAUGCUGUGUUAAAUGAAUGGCAAAGGACUAUGAUGGAUUUGCCUGCUGGGUUUCGGCAAGCUUGUGAAAUGGGGUUGGUUAGCUCAGCUCAAAUGGUAAAAUUCCUGGCAAUCAAUGCCAGGCCAACCACUAGCAGAUUUAUUUCUAGAGCACUACCACAAGCAGUAUCAAGGGCUUUCAUUGGCAGGUUGCUUGCAGAUCCUGCAUUCAUGUAUAGGUUUCUAUUAGAGGAGGUUGCUACCAUAGGUUGCUCAGUGUGGUGGGAGAUUAAAAAUCGGAAGGAUAGGAUAAAGCAGGAGUGGGACCUUGCACUUAUCAAUGUGCUCACAGCAGCAGCAUGCAAUGCAGUAGUUGUUUGGUCCCUUGCUCCUUGUCGAUCAUAUGGAAACACAUUUCAAUUUGAUUUACAAAAUACAUUGCAGAAGCUUCCAAACAACAUAUUUGAAAAGAGCUAUCCGCUAAGGGAAUUUGACUUGCAAAAGAGAAUCCAAUGCUUUUUGUUCAAGGCUGCUGAGUUGUGCAUGGUUGGUUUAAGUGCUGGUGCGGUGCAGGGUGCAUUGUCAAACUCUUUGGCUAGGAAAAAGGAGGGACGAUUAUCUGUGACAGUCCCAAGUGUUAGCAGCAACGCACUUGGUUAUGGUGCUUUUCUUGGAAUGUAUGCUAACCUGAGAUAUCAACUGUUAUGUGGAUUUGAUAGAGCAAUGAUUAGCUAUUUUGAUGUCAUUGGAGUCGCGUUGUUCUUCAGCACAGCAUUCAGGGUCUUGAACGUUCAAUUAGGAGAAACUUCCAAGCGUACCUGGCUUGGAGUUGAGGCAGAUCCAUUGGCUAACUCAGAUGACCUCUUGAGAGUUUACAACAGGACUUCUGAGAAUGUAGAAAAGCCAUCCUCAAAAUGGUUUAUAUCAAAGAAUGCAAUUGUUUCCGGGCUUGGGCUACUGGGCAUCAAACAAGGGAAUGCAGACUCUGUGGCUGGUUCAGAAUCUUCAGCUCCUAAAGCUCGCCGAAAAAGGAUUGUUCGGAAGAAGGUUGCUGCAGGUUCAGUGUAGUUUCUUCUCAUGUAAACGUAGUCCUUGUCCAAUUUUGCUGUUUGCUACUGCUGGAGUGUCCUUGGUGGUUUCUGGCUGCUCCACUUAAUCCUCGGGGGUAACUAGUGGCCCAUGAUUUUUUACCACAUCAACCAAGUUUGAGGAGGGUUUUAUUGUUUUUAAAUUUUUUCAGGGAUUCUUCAAUCGAAUUACCAUAUUUUGCUAUCUGAAUCUGUACUAAAUUUUAAUCUUUUAAAUGAAGUAGAGCAAGUUUUGCCCCCCGUGGUCGAAACACACUGAUCCAUGUAACUUCAAUCGAUACUCGAAAAUAUAGUUCCUAAGCUCUUGUCUGAAGUCCAAUGAUCUUCUGUCAACGAGACUUCAUGAUUCAGACUGUGUUAGAUCAUGUAGUUUCACGAACUUUUGUUCUCAAGUCUCUUCCUAAUCUUA
This is a messenger RNA of Gastrolobium bilobum, 2269 nucleotides long. RefSeq names its product protein RETICULATA-RELATED 1, chloroplastic. Gene Ontology annotation, biological process: plant organ development. The transcript has 8 exons. The record is from RefSeq and is a predicted model, not a curated record. Gene Ontology annotation, cellular component: chloroplast inner membrane. Bases 299 to 1840 code for a protein of 513 amino acids. Lineage: Eukaryota; Viridiplantae; Streptophyta; Magnoliopsida; Fabales; Fabaceae.